AUGGAAUAUCCAGGAUCUCCCGAGCCCCCGGCGAAAAGGAGACGCUUCUUCGCGACCGACGAAGAUGCUUUGAGCCACCAAUCCAGUCCGGCGCUUCCCACCCCGCCAACGCACCCAAAGCAGCGCUUCUUCCAGGAUGUUGACGAAGAGUCUACCCAAAUCAAAAGCGAAGAUGCUCAUCCCCCAUCAUCGCCCACAAACUCUCACGGCCCUCUUGUCGAGCAACCGGUUGAAGAUGCCUGUAACCGCUCCGUCCCACCUGCGGACACCCAGCGCGACGAGUCUGCCAUGACGUUCGACCAGGAGGCCUUUGAGAGCUUCGUUGGAGACAAGGUUGCGGCAGAGGUGCUGGACGUAAUCCGGGACAGUUGUGGGAACAACCUCGAGCGUGCGGUCAACAUGUACUUCGAUGGCACGUGGAAGGACUUCAAGAAGAAGCCUCCCUCCCUCGAUGCCUUUACCCGACGUUCCCCUCCCACCGCCAACCCGCCGCCACAAGAUUCGCCGAUGGAAGACCCUACGAAACCCGUCAUCCGACGCACGAUGGCUGGAGCUCGAUAUAUUGGCUCACUUGGCGUCGAAGGCUGGGCUACUCGCAGCGGCACGAAUCUGCUCAAUCAUGGAGACGUAGUGAAGAUUGAACGGCAGAAGGUCCAGCCGCCCCAGGCUACGCGGAUAAAGACAAAGCUUGGCGUUGCAACUGUUGCUCCCCGUGGUGCAUCCGCCGCCUCGAGACGAGUUGAUGUAAUGGUACGAUUUACAAAUGGCAGCGGGUCCGAGAUCGGCAGGUUGGCCAAGGAGACGGCCGAAUGGGUCUCGACGUUGAUAGACCAGAAAAUCUGCAAGUUUGAGGGCGUAUGCGUCUAUGCCCCAGAGCGACUGCGAACCAACGACACCGUUUUCAUCCAGUUGAAGUGCUAUCUGCUAGCCUCAGCUUUUCAUCGACCUGGAUUCACCCUCUCUGACAACAGGGCAGCGGGAUUCUUCGAGGAAAAGGAGUCGUCAGAGGAGAAGGAACUGCGUCUUCGACAGGUAGCACUGGUGAAGUUGUUGCAGGAGGUCAACCUCGAGCCCACUAGGGCAAACGCGACCGCAAGCAAAAGCCAACGACAAGGGCUGCUUCAGGCCGCAGAGAUGGAUGACAACAAGGAAAAGGAUUCAUCCAAGCCAACUGCCAAAGAGCCGGGAUCUUCACCUCCUUCAGAAGAACAAGAGGAUGGCGAAGAGCUGGAGCAAGACCAACUAGAUGCGUUGUACCGCAAAGCCCAGUCCUUUGACUUCAACACACCGGAGGCAGAGCCUGCAGAUACCUUCGCCAUGGACCUGAGGCCAUACCAGAAGCAAGCAUUGCACUGGAUGAUGACAAAGGAGAAGGACCAGAAGAGCAACCGAGAGCCGAGCAUGCACCCCUUGUGGGAGGAGUAUGCCUGGCCACUCAAAGAUACGGACGAAAAGGAGCUUCCUCAGGUUCAAGACCAGCAAUACUUUUACGUCAACCCAUAUUCGGGCGAUUUAUCACUGGAUUUCCCCGUUCAGGAACAGAACUGCCUGGGUGGUAUCUUGGCUGAUGAGAUGGGUCUCGGCAAGACCAUUCAAAUGCUCAGCUUGGUUCACUCUCACCGCUCUGAAAUUUCCCAAUCGGCCAAGGCCAAUGGCAGUGCCCCCACGUCUGUCAACGAACUCCCGAGGCUCGCCUCCAACUCAUCAAGCGUGUUGUCGGCACCAUGUACGACACUCGUCGUGGCGCCCAUGUCGUUGCUGUCCCAGUGGCAGAGUGAGGCGGAAAAGGCCUCGAAAGAAGGCACCCUCAAAGCCAUGGUGUAUUACGGCAACGACAAGGCUAGCAACCUCCAGGCUAUAUGCUGUGCCGCAAGCGCGGCUUCCGCUCCUGAUGUGGUCAUCACAAGUUACGGCGUGGUGUUGUCGGAGUUCAAUCAAGUCGCCUCCAAGAAGAUCGACAAGUCUUCCCAUACUGGCAUCUUUUCCCUGAACUUCUUCCGCGUCAUUCUCGAUGAGGCCCAUCACAUCAAGAACCGAGGGUCUAAAACUGCCAAGGCGUGCUACGAAAUAUCUGCCGAACACCGAUGGGCGCUGACUGGAACGCCAAUCGUCAACAAGUUGGAGGAUCUGUUUAGUCUGGUCCGUUUCCUGCGUGUGGAGCCUUGGAACAACUUUUCGUUUUGGAAGACCUUCAUUACAGUACCCUUCGAGUCCAAGGACUUCAUGAGGGCGCUUGAUGUUGUGCAAACGGUGCUAGAGCCCCUGGUUCUGAGGCGUACCAAGGACAUGAAGACGCCUGAUGGUGAACCCUUGGUGCCACUGCCUCCGAAACACGUCGAGAUUGUCGACGUAGAACUAAGCCAAACAGAACGUGAGAUAUACGACUAUAUCUUUACGAGAGCCAAGCAAUCGUUCCGAGAGAACGUCGAAGCGGGCACGGUCAUGAAGGCAUUCACUAGUAUCUUUGCCCACAUCCUGCGCCUUCGUCAGUCGUGCUGCCAUCCUAUUCUGGUGAGAAACAAGGAGCUCGUCGCCGACGAAGUGGAAGCAGGAGCAGCGGCGGACUUGGCAGCAGGGCUUGCGGACGACAUGGACCUGGGCUCUCUCAUUGAGCACUUCACGGCCGCAGUAUCAGAAUCAGAGUCUAGUACAGCCGCAUUCGGGGCACACAUCCUUGGCCAGAUUCGUGACGAGGCUGAAAACGAGUGCCCAAUCUGCGCCGAAGAGCCAAUGGUCGAGCAGACCGUCACCGGAUGCUGGCACUCGGCGUGCAAAAAGUGUCUUCUGGACUAUAUGAAGCACCAGACAGACCGCCACAAAGUGCCGACGUGUCCUAACUGCCGUGCGGAGAUCAACUACCGGGACCUCUUCGAAGUCGUUCGCCACGAUGACGAACCAGACAUGUUCCAUAAGCCCAGGAUCAGCCUGCAGCGCCUGGGUAUCAACAACUCAUCAGCCAAGGUUGUGGCACUCAUCAAGGCUCUGCGCGAGCUCAGGAAAGAGCAACCGCGAGUCAAAUCCGUCGUCUUUAGCCAGUUCACAUCGUUCCUGUCACUCAUCGAGCCGGCUCUGGCGCGGGUCAACAUAAAGUUCCUCCGCCUCGACGGUUCGAUGGCGCAAAAGGCACGCGCAGCGGUCUUGACCGAGUUCCAGGAGUCCAAGACAUUCACCGUGUUGCUUCUCAGUCUCCGCGCCGGUGGUGUGGGGCUGAACUUGACAUCGGCAAAGCGGGUUUACAUGAUGGACCCCUGGUGGAGUUUUGCAGUCGAGGCGCAGGCGAUCGAUCGCGUGCACCGAAUGGGGCAGGACGAGGAGGUCAAGGUGUAUCGCUUCAUCGUCAAGGAGAGCGUGGAGGAGAGGAUGCUCCGGGUCCAGGACCGGAAGAAGUUUAUUGCCACGUCUCUGGGCAUGAUGAGCGACGAAGAGAAGAAGCUCCAGCGGAUUGAGGACAUCAAGGAGCUGCUCAGCUAA
Messenger RNA from Colletotrichum spaethianum, 3471 nucleotides. RefSeq names its product DNA repair protein RAD5. Bases 1 to 3471 code for a protein of 1156 amino acids. Lineage: Eukaryota; Fungi; Ascomycota; Sordariomycetes; Glomerellales; Glomerellaceae. Gene Ontology annotation, molecular function: ATP-dependent chromatin remodeler activity; nucleic acid binding; ATP binding. The record is from RefSeq and is a predicted model, not a curated record. The transcript has 3 exons.